CAGUUGAAAUCAGUUGGAGAGAUGAGGACUGUUGUAUAAAUGUUGUAACUCUUUUGUAGUUUUACUGCUCAAACAAUUUAGAGGAUGUGGCGACUAAUCUGAUGACUAAACCCGGUAUCUAAUAUGCAGUAAUACCAGAGCUGGUGGAGCACUGUUAUACAUGAAAGUGAAUUAUUGGAUGCGAGUCACUAACAACUGGGCUUUCGUUAUAUUGGCUGAUAGUCUUGUGUGAGGACUGACUGUUUGUGUCAUAAAAAUGUCUUUCCUUAUGUUAGGAAACGGAAUUGACAUUUUGACACUUGUAUGACAUACUGGAGCACUGUUAUUGUGGUUGAGUUACAUUAAUACUACACAUAACUUUGCUCAAAGACUACACGUGCUAACUGUGCUCUCAAACAUACACACAAUACAAAUGAUACACGAGUUGUGAGACUGAGUACCACUGACUUGAGUGCAGUCUCUUCUUAGACACACAUAUUUGAGAGUUUCAUUAAUAAACAGUCAAACACUAUGAAUGACUUGUCUUUUGCUAAUAUAUGACUCGUUUGACAACUUUAUUAAUGUCAUCACUCAUGAAGUCUUUUAUUAAUAAUAAUUGAAUUAAACAUCACUUGUCUCUCAUCUCACUAAUAAUCAUAAAAACAUAAAUAAUUUCUGUUUUUUGUCAACUUUUUAACACCACAAGAGACUAUGUCUUACACUGGAUUUGCUGGAUAUCAUUGUCAUACACAACAACUGUCAUCUCAGCUUUCAAUAAUGACAUCCAAUUCAAACAACUCAACCACAGACUCUCCGUGUUGUGCUUCCAGUGCGGGCACUGAUAGUCGUAGUCAUACUAAUGUGAACAGUACUCCAACUAUGAACUUAAAUGCAACUGAAGACAACCACUUACCACCGAGUGUUGGUCUGACAGCAACACCAAUAUCUCCGUCGACAUCAUCAGUCUGUGCUCUGACUACUCCCUAUGAUUCCCGUUUAAUAUCAGGUUAUCCUCGACUCGGAAGCUUUUAUGGCUCGUCAUAUUCCGAACAAAACUCUUUUUAUACCUCAGGAACCAAUCCUUUCUAUUCUUCAUUUGGUAAUCCAUAUGACUUAAAAGAUCCAAAUGCUAACGGAUGGGCUCCGUUACCUCAAACCACGUGCUAUCCUUAUGAACCAACUAUAUAUAGUCCUUAUAGUGAGAGGUAUAGUGCAAUGGAUAGCGCGACCCGACGUAAGAAUGCCACCCGAGAGACGACAAAUACAUUGAAGGCCUGGCUCUAUGAACACCGAAAAAAUCCAUAUCCGACUAAAGGAGAGAAGAUAAUGCUCGCAAUUAUUACUAAAAUGACAUUAACUCAAGUCUCCACUUGGUUUGCAAACGCCAGAAGACGUCUAAAAAAAGAAAAUAAGAUGACGUGGGAACCCAGGAAUAAAGGUAAUGAUGGCGACGGUGAUGGCGAUGGACAGGACUCGGAUGACAAGGAUGACUCGUGCAGAGAUAGUGAUGACAACUCAUCAAACAUUAAUAUCGCUGAUAACAGCAACCAAUGUCUCAAUGGUCGCAAUAAGCUGUCCGUCAAAAGUGAGUCUGACUCUCGAGUCUCUCAUAAGUCUAACACCACUGAUAUAACAACAUUGACUGUCAGACAACCAACUGAUUUGGAUUCAGCAAACUCUUACCAAACAUCUAAAGAGGUUAUUGUUGAGAAAAGUCAUUCCGAGCACAUCCAUAAUGGACACGACUCUAAAUCUAUUGUAUUGCAUCAAAUAAAUAACAAUUCAAGAGUUAGCGCACAAUUAGCAGCGAGUCGUCAUCAUAUUAAACAGGACUCGGCAUCAAAUAUGUUGGACAGUAUGACCAGUAUUGAUAACAUAGGCCAGAGACCAAAGAUAUGGUCGUUGGCACAAACAGCUACAUCACACAGUCCUCCAUAUACUGGCAAAAUAGGUACCCCUACCGAGUGGGCACCGACAAUGCCUCCGGGACCGGAUGCACCCAUUGCGCCCCUCUCUAUAUCUGAUUAUCAAAGAGAUUGUCCACAGGGUUCACGAUUUCCAACGACUAAUUUACGCAAAUGUUCACAAAAUUUAGCAGAAGAUCACUAUAUAACUAACUAUAACAAUACCAGAUCUUCAGCGAUGCAGUUGUUCGGCUCAGAGACUAUUGGAUCUCAUAAUUAUUUUAAUAGUCAUCAAACUAAUAAACCAAGUAUUACGGGCACAUUUAGCGGUAAUGGCACGACUUACUCACACCUACCACUGUCAGCACCUGUUCCUCAUUUGAUGCACUCAAACAGCGAUUCCUUUAAUAACACAUAUAACGGAAUUCGUCCGAUCCUUGAAUCCCAAACAUCUCACAACACUAUGAAUGAUAUUAAUGAUAACCGUUUGUCAAACGGAUCCCUUUCCAAAUCAAAUACAUUUUUGUGUAAAGUGUUUCCUGAUUAUAUAUCCUCGGGUCCGGACGCACUGUCACUCAAUGAUAAUAACAGUGACAGAGGAGGCUCUACUCUAAGCAUUGAAGACUCGUCAAUGUCUUCAUCUUCGUCACCGAAUUUGGACAUAAAUAUUGUUAAACACAUCAAUGGUUCAAAUUCUUUAGGUUUUUCCGCAUUUAGACCAACACUUAAAAGAUAGUGAGUUUCAAAUAUUUUUAUGUUUUCACACUAUCUGUUGGACUUUACAUCAAAAUAUUUC
Messenger RNA from Oppia nitens, 2679 nucleotides. RefSeq names its product iroquois-class homeodomain protein irx-4-A-like. Lineage: Eukaryota; Metazoa; Arthropoda; Arachnida; Sarcoptiformes; Oppiidae. Gene Ontology annotation, biological process: cell development; neuron differentiation; regulation of transcription by RNA polymerase II. Gene Ontology annotation, molecular function: DNA-binding transcription factor activity, RNA polymerase II-specific; RNA polymerase II cis-regulatory region sequence-specific DNA binding. The coding region runs from base 691 to 2619 and encodes 642 amino acids. The transcript is spliced from 6 exons. The record is from RefSeq and is a predicted model, not a curated record. Gene Ontology annotation, cellular component: nucleus.